CCGCCGCUCAUUUGAUCCUUCACUCCUCCCGCCAAUAAUCUCCACCGACCCUUUUCAAAAUACCCCCGAAUCAGACAAAGACCAGCAGCUCCGAGCAACCGUCCUCGCGAUGUGGCCUCUCGACGCAGUCGACUGGGUGAUGCUCUCGAUACCCGUCGCAUAUCUCUUCAUCCUCGUGGGCUCCCUCUACGUCUUCAGCUCGCUGUACCGCAAACGACAAGUCGCAAAGGCCGCAUCGCUCGAGCCAUGGUUUCCACCACAUAUGCAGCGCAACAUCUACCUCUCGCUACUGCACAUGGAGUCGCCGAAAUGCCCGGAUAGUAUUCUAAAAGCUGCACUGUUGCGCCGCGCGACUGAGGACAUCAAUCGAAUUGUGCAGAUACGGAGCGCAAAGCAGGCGCUGCAGGCGCUGCUGCAGAGGGGCAGUGUGGGAGAUGAUUUGUGGCAGCGGUUUCAGCGCGCGGAGAGGGAGAUUGAGGAAGAGUUGCGAGAUGUUGUGAACGAGGCCAACGCAUUCGCACCCGGCUGGGGCCAGACCAUCUUCCAGUCCGCCUCCGAAAUGUCACAAAACACCCACAUCCGCGAACGUCUCUCGGAGAUUCUGGCCACAACCAAAUCAGAGCGGGAAUGGUGGGACAAGCGCAAGGCCGGUAUUCAGUCUGACUUCAUGAAAGAGUUGGACGAGGAGAAGGCAAAGAGCCCGGCGGAGGGCAGCAUGGCGGGGAGUGUCAGGGGCGGCAAGAUAGGAAGCGAUGACGACGCAGUAAUCGUAGAAAGCGGCGGCCCUGCGGAGAAGGCUUCCGGCAAGGGUAAGAAGAAGAAGGGAAAGCAUUGAGGGGUGGUUGAUCGAGCUCCGGACGUCUCCAGGGCACAUAGAGCAGGGAACACACAUUGCGAGCUUCCAUUCCAUCCCGAACAGAACGGGAACAUAGGAUAGAAAGGGCUCCACCCAUUGCAUUGCCGGCGUUGUGGUGUUGAGGGCACCAGGAUACGGUGGGACUCAGUCAGUCGGCGCUUGAGAUACUCAGCUUUGUACGAAUGUUUGAUUCGAAACAAAUGGAGCCACCUUUGCAUUCUUCCAAAUAAUUCAAUUGCAAUGC
This is a messenger RNA of Trematosphaeria pertusa, 1100 nucleotides long. Its product is annotated as translocation protein-like protein sec66. The transcript is spliced from 2 exons. Gene Ontology annotation, biological process: post-translational protein targeting to membrane, translocation. Bases 110 to 835 code for a protein of 241 amino acids. The record is from RefSeq and is a predicted model, not a curated record. Gene Ontology annotation, cellular component: Sec62/Sec63 complex. NCBI's taxonomy places the organism in Eukaryota, Fungi, Ascomycota, Dothideomycetes, Pleosporales, Trematosphaeriaceae.